AUGGCUCUCGCAAUGCUAUCAAAUGCAGCCGCUAAAGGCGGUCUCGCGCGGAUGAACUCACUCCCACAAGCGCCUCACCUCUACAUCGGCGGAAUUAGAGCACUGGACGACCCGGACGCAUUAGAUGCAGCUAACAUCACUCACAUCCUGUCCGUGCUCGAGUACGACGCGUGCGACUGGCCAGAGUUCUCGAAGUACCGCCGCCAGCUUAUCAAGAUCGAAGACUACGCAUCCCAAAAUAUAGUCCAACAUUUCUCAUCCAGCAACAGCUUUCUCGACGCCGUGCAGGCAGAGGGAGGUAUUGUACUGAUCCACUGCUACAUGGGCAUUUCCAGGCGCGAAGAGGACGAUGAUGAAGAUGACGAGUCGGAUGACAAUUCGGACGACGAGUCGGACGGCGUGAAGGAAACGACAUCGUAG
This is a messenger RNA of Saxophila tyrrhenica, 420 nucleotides long. RefSeq lists its product as uncharacterized. Gene Ontology annotation, biological process: signal transduction; protein dephosphorylation. Gene Ontology annotation, cellular component: cytosol. The record is from RefSeq and is a predicted model, not a curated record. The transcript is spliced from 2 exons. Gene Ontology annotation, molecular function: protein tyrosine phosphatase activity; protein tyrosine/serine/threonine phosphatase activity. Lineage: Eukaryota; Fungi; Ascomycota; Dothideomycetes; Mycosphaerellales; Extremaceae. The coding region runs from base 1 to 420 and encodes 139 amino acids.